GUCUUGUGGCACUUUGCAGUAUGGCUUGGGGCUCGUUGAGCAGCAGCACAGCCAGCCGCAGCCAAUGCCGACUGGUGAUGUUGAGUCUGAAGCCACCCUUCGGCUGGGUGAUUCUGUCUCGACAGUUCCAGCGACUACGCAAGAAUUGGAGCUCCGAGCGGAAGUUGUUGCUUUGCAUGCACAGUUGGAUGCAAUGCAGGCCUCCAAGAGUGAAGAACGUGAUCACCCGCCAGUGCCUAUCAAGCGCAUCCCCCCAUCCUUGUGCUUAGACAAUGCCAUCUUUCAUGCAGAGCCUGAGCGUGAGCAUCCAGACAACCAGCUGGGCAUGUCACAGUCGACUUUCGCCCCUGCACGUGAGGAAUCUCAGCCCCUUGAAAGGGCUGAAGCUGCAGAAGUGCCUGCAGAAUCUGCAAUGGCCAAAGUUCCUGUGGAGGCGCUGGAAUCUGCAAAGGGACAGGAGACAGUGGAGGCGCCUGUGGGCGAAUCUGCAAAGGAAGCGCCUGUGCAGGCGCCUGUGGAGGAAUCUGCAAAGGCAACGCCUGUGGCUGAGGAGGUGGAGGAAUCUACAAAGGACAACGCACCUAUGGAGGUGGAGGAAUCUUUGAAGGACAAAGCGCCUGUGGAGGUCGAGGCCUCUGCUUUGGCGAAGCCCGAAGCUCCUGCUGAGGACCCCAAGGUCACAGAGUUGAAACGACAGCUUCGUGAAAUGGAAGACCGCAUGAUCGCGCUGCAGGGUGAGAAAUCCAAGGGUGCACCAUCCUCAUCUUCCGGAGGCCCUCCUUUGGCUGCACCACCGGUGGAUCCUUCACUGUCUCUUGAGCAAACCUUGGAUGGAGCACCACUUGGUGAUGAUGACUUGGAUGCAGAACUCAAAAAUCUCAUCCAGCAAACUUCCUCGGACCAGCAGGGUUCAGGUCGGGCUGAUUCAGGCGAUGCAAAUGACCAGCCUGAUCUGAGGGAUUCCAAAAUCACCUUCUUGUCGCACAAGAAUGAAGGCAUGCGCCUCAACCGCUUCAUGGAGUCUAGUGAGGGGGCCAAAUACCCUCACACGCAGAAGCUGUUCAAUGGCACCCAUGAGGAGAAGCGCCAACUUUUGCGCCGCUGGGUGGAAAACGGUGGCGACAAGAAGAAUGUGAAGGAUGUGGAGGCCAGCGUGGUGAUGUCUAAAAGCUCGGCAACCAAGGUCAAAGGCCGCAUGGAGUGCCUCUCUGUCCUGGAGAUGAAGCGCCGUGGAUGGCCUCGCAACAAGAUCCUGGCAUGUGUGCAGAAGGGUGGUGGGAUCAAAGAUGAGCAUUGCCCUGAUGAUCCACUGCUGACUUCGUACUGGAGCAUCACAGAGAGAUCCAAGACUGACACCGAGGUCACAAAGGUUGAGGGGCAGGUCCGUGUUGGCUGUGAUGCAGCUGGUGCAAUCGGUGCUGUGACUUCCGCUGCUACCGUCAACGCUUUGAGG
Messenger RNA from Durusdinium trenchii, 1453 nucleotides. The record is from the annotation of a GenBank genome assembly. NCBI's taxonomy places the organism in Eukaryota, Dinophyceae, Suessiales, Symbiodiniaceae.